This is a messenger RNA of Fusarium poae, 2952 nucleotides long. RefSeq lists its product as uncharacterized. The coding region runs from base 1 to 2952 and encodes 983 amino acids. The record is from RefSeq and is a predicted model, not a curated record. The transcript is spliced from 6 exons. Lineage: Eukaryota; Fungi; Ascomycota; Sordariomycetes; Hypocreales; Nectriaceae. Gene Ontology annotation, biological process: arachidonate metabolic process. Gene Ontology annotation, cellular component: membrane.
AUGAGCCCAUGCCGUCAUACAUGUUGGCUUAAACCAUGGAGCCUGGGCAUAGAAAGGGGCGUAGAAGUGACAGACCGACCUCAAAAGAUCUUGAAGGAGUUCAAAGAUCCCAAUACUGAGAGUGCUGGCCUCCUGGUGUUAAUCGGAAAUCAAUCGAAGCAGACGGCUUUCAAGAAGCUAAGUUUCCAGACGGGCAGGAUCCAGGCGAGGACGGGCGGUGAAAUUCAUCUGCUCGCUUCAUCAUUGAAAGAGAACCGCCAUAAGCGCAUCAUUAUAGCGGAUACUGAUGUGUCCGGUCGGCAGCCCAAGCCGCCAUCAUUAAGCUCCAGUCCUUGUCACGCUAUCAAAGUCCUGACUGACACGACACAACACGUUGCUGAUGAGGCUCCCAACUAUGAAAACCUUUUACAGAGAUCCCUGUUUGCAUCUGCUGAUGUUAUAUGCAUAUUCGUCGAUGAUUUAGGAGAGUUUGAUGAGUCGCUGAAACGAUUACAUUUCUGGCUCCGAAAUGGACCACCAUCGACUAGCCCAGUGCGCCCACAUAUCCUACUUGUAGUGAGACAAGAGUCAAGACAGAGGUACGAAUGUGAUCUCAAUAGGUUUGUUUCAGAACACCAAUAUGGAAGCUCUGAUUCAGGUUUCCAUAGCAUCAAUCUCGUUGGUGUUCCCAGAAUGUCGGGUAAAGGCAGACGCCGAAACUGCGGCCAGACACGCCGAUGGCAAGUGCUUGGUCCGGUGUUAUCAAAAGCGUUAGAUACUAGUAGACAAGCCAGAAGACGAUCCGACUCGAUCUUUUCAGUACACCAUCUUUCUCACUUCUUACAGUAUGCUGCUAGCGUAGCCUUGAGCUCAUCUACAGAGCCUCUCAGCUUUGUGAAGAUCUCUCGGCUUCUUCGAGGAGUAGCUCGAGACUUGAGUCAUCAUAUCAAAAGCUUUUUUGAAAAGUUCGAUUCAAUCAAGACGUUCCAACAGGUGGCGAUCCCGUUAGUCGCCUCAAGUCUACUGCUAGAUCAUUACUCGCCUGGGAUGCAUCCAUUCGACUGCCACCAGGUUUUCCAUGAACUUUAUGAAGAUCCUUGCUUCCAAGCCAGCUCAGGACUUGCAUCAAGUUCUAAGAAGUUAAUGCCGCCCUCAGAAACCGUGAGAUUAAUAUCGUGCAGCAUGUUCACUCAGUUUGCACAGUCCCAAGCUCUUGGUUCGACACGUGACUGGCACCUUGAGCAACUUAAACGAAAUUUUGCUAUUUUACAAACUAUCAUGUCGAACGAUACGUGCCUGAGCUGCAUUAGGCGGCGGCCGCAAUAUGGCUUUCCAUGUGGACAUCUUAUUUGUCGAAAUUGUAUCAGAACGUUUACACCUAAGAGUAGCUCUGACCCUUGGAUGUUUGUACCGGAAUCAUGUCAUGUUUGCGGUCAAUCUGCCCACGGAAUUUUAAUACGAGAGUUCCCUGAAACCAGUCGACUCAGGGUCUUGAGUAUUGAUGGUGGGGGUAUACGUGGGUCCGCUCCGAUUGGCUUCCUCAAGGCGAUGCAAGAUGAGAUUGGUAUACCGUAUUACAAUGUACAACGCAGCUUCGACGUUAAGGUCGGAACUAGUUCUGGUGCAUUGGCGGUGACCUGUUUGGACAUCUUGGGGUGGAACGUAGACGAUUGCAUGAGUCAUCUCAAACAAUUUGCCCAGCAAUCAUUCAUUCAGCGCUCUGGGCGUCUUACCCGCCUACUCAGCCGUCUGCCACUUUUUUCCAGUGCCGUAUGGCUAUUUGAACUGAUAUACACGUUUCUGACUGAUAGCAAAUACAGCGCUGAGGGGCUGGAGAAGCUACUGAUUGAAACUUAUGGCCAAAGCCGUGGUACAGCCGACAUAUCUCUAGCCACCUCUAUGGGUACUCAUAUAGGCGUAACAUUGACCAGGGCCCGUGAUGGUAGUGUAUUUCUUGCCACGAAUUAUAAUAGUGUCACAGCAGAAGCUCAGGAUUCAGACUAUCAUCAUCUCGAGUUGCAAGAAGGGCAAGCGAAGAGCAAAUGGUGGCAGAUUUUACGAUGCGCAACCGCAGCACCAUACUACUUCAAACCUGCACGUAUUGGCGACCUCGAAGUUUUCCAAGAUGGUGGACUUGCAGUUAACAACCCAGUGUGCAUUGCUAUUCGCGAAGCAACAUUGCUAAGUCCAGAUCUGGCGGAGCCCAGUGUUGUGGUUUCUCUUGGUACUGGGUCAGCUUCAGACGACGAUAGCAACUCAUCGGGACUAUUUUCAGAAAGGUUCUUUCCUAGACUUUCGAGAGCUCUUUGGAAGCAAACCGGUUCAAAAGUUACGUGGAAACAUCUCCUCAGUCAUCAGAGAGCCGCGAGUAACACAAAGCUGUUUCGAUUCGACGUUGACUUUAUGGGGGAAGAGCCUUUGCUAGAUGAGGUGAGUAUGGUAGAGCACGUACAACUAACAGCCCAUUCUACAGCGGCAGGUUCACAGAGCCUUCGUCAGUUGUGCCGCCAGCUGCGGGCUGAGCUUUUCCUUUUCGAACUAGACCAACUCAGUCCACCAUACUAUAUGCGAGGAGCUUACCAGUGUACUGGCCGUAUCAUCUGCCGGCUAAGAGCACACACUCCAGAAUAUAAAGAAUUUAUCAGGCAGCUGUGUGACAGAGCGGCGAUAUUCCGAGUAGGAGCUCAGCUUGUGAGGAUCACGGAUGAAAACAUCAACACAGAUCUUUGUUUUGAGGUAAGGUUCUCUGUACCAAAUCUCAGCAGCUCGAUCUCGAUUACCUUGUUGGAAGAGACGGAUGAGGAGUUCCAUAUCAACGGUUCACCUUUCGCCAUAGAAUGGCUUAUCAGCCGGCAAGCACUAAAUAGCCCCUUCGGCACAUCCGAUCAUCGAGAGUUGGUGCAUUCUGAUCUUGAUUGUGUUCCACAAACUCAUCACGCUAUCACUGAAGAAAAGGAUGACUUGCAGCAGUGA